UUAAAGACAACAGAUGAACAUAGACGCAUUAAUCAACGCUCAAACGCUUCCCGUCGUGUACUACGUCGUCACGCCAGCGGAGGGCGUCAUCUCAGCCAGCUGUGCGGCUCCCCGCCCCACCUCCUCCCUCAGGAGUCAAACCAUCCUGCGGGAGAAGCGGACGGACGCUCACAUCGAGUCGCCGCCGUGUCGGGGAAGGACGACGUGAUGCGGCCCUUCUUAACGCUGCUGCUGCUCGGCCUGCUGCGACCCUGCGGGGCCGAAACUCCACUCACACAGCGGUGUGAAUUGACAGACGGCACCAUUUACAACUACCAUGCAAAGACUCUAAACGAGAGUUACACUGUGAACUUCAGUGACCUCAAGGGCAGGAGUGUCCUCUUCAUCAACGUGGCCACGUACUGAGGUUACACCUUCCAGUACGCGGAACUGAAUGCACUACACGAGCAGAUGAAGCCACUGGGCCUAACUAUUCUGGGCUUUCCCUGCAACCAGUUUGGGAAGCAAGAACCGGGGCAACCCCACGAAAUUCUGCCCGGUCUAAAGCAUGUCCGACCAGGCAAUGGAUUUGUUCCAAACUUCCCGCUGUUUGAGAAAGGAGAUGUGAAUGGAAAAGACGAGCAAGAGGUUUUCACUUUCCUUAAGAGCUCCUGCCCUCCAGUCGGAGACCUCCUCGGAGACCCCGCGAGAUUGUUCUGGGGGCCCAUCAAACUCAGCGACAUCAAGUGGAACUUUGAAAAGUUCCUGGUGGGUCCGGACGGGAAGCCGGUGAUGAGGUGGCACCCGAGCGUCAGCGUCUCUGAGGUCAAAGCGGACAUCCACAAACAUCUGAUCCAGCUGUACACGCAGCAGUUGUGAUUCAUCACACUGUAUUUUUCCCAUUUAACAGGAGUAUCAGUAAUGAGAUUGUGAUGUAAAACAGUCGGGAGUAAUGUUAACGGAUCGUGACACAUGAAGAUGGCAUGUUGAAUGAAGAAGAGGCUUGAAAACAGGAACUCUGUGGUGCCUCUUCGGAGUCUGGGGGGUUCAGGGCAGCUCUUCAGUGCAUUCGAGCCGUCCUGCGAUCCCACAGCUUCAUGUCAUCUUCUCAGCCCAGGACCUGUUAGCCAUUGCACCCUAAAUGUUAAUUACCUGUAAUAAAUCAUGGAGAACAUACAAAUGUGA
This is a messenger RNA of Gasterosteus aculeatus aculeatus (three-spined stickleback), 1164 nucleotides long. RefSeq names its product glutathione peroxidase 3 (gene gpx3). The record is from RefSeq and is a predicted model, not a curated record. NCBI's taxonomy places the organism in Eukaryota, Metazoa, Chordata, Actinopteri, Perciformes, Gasterosteidae. Gene Ontology annotation, molecular function: glutathione peroxidase activity. Gene Ontology annotation, biological process: response to oxidative stress.